Messenger RNA from Episyrphus balteatus (marmalade hoverfly), 717 nucleotides. RefSeq lists its product as uncharacterized. Bases 263 to 658 code for a protein of 131 amino acids. NCBI's taxonomy places the organism in Eukaryota, Metazoa, Arthropoda, Insecta, Diptera, Syrphidae. The record is from RefSeq and is a predicted model, not a curated record. The transcript is spliced from 2 exons.
UUGAUCAGUUAUCCAAUGGAUAGUAUCUAGAGAAGUUCCUAUUCGAUCCAAAGUGCUCGGUCGGUGUUAACAUUUCCAACAACAAAUAACGAUCUCCAAUAUCCAAACCAACACCUCAACAAAAAAAAACUUUAAUUAAUAUAGAAUUUAUUUAAAUCACCAAUGUGACUUUCUUAAUUCAACUUUCAAAAUAAAUAAAACAUCAAAAUAAAUAACCAUAAAUUCUAAAUUAUUCUUUGGAAAAAUAAAAUAAAAAUUCAAAAUGCUCGACACAUUAAUUUAUAUACCAACAGUUUUGGCCUACACCUUUAUCAGUUUACUGGUCGUCAUUUUAUGCUUCAUUGUUGUUUAUGUCAGCCAUAAAGUUUAUCUCAAUAUCUAUGAUAUUCUGCCGGUCACACCAACGAAUGCAACAAAAUCCAUAUACAAAUCAAAAUCUGCCCCCGCACUAAGAAUUUACAUAUGGAUCGGACGAAGUCGCUUAGCUAUCUUGGUAUUGGAACCAGUGGGUUCAGCAGGUACGCUUUUAUUAAAAUAUACUGAUAGUAUUUCGACAAUACCAUGGAAUGAAAACAACAAUAAUUCUGGAAGAAACAUACAAAACUGCAACAAGUGCAUUUGUCGUGGCAUCGAUCACUAUGGCGUAUACGUAACAUAAAUGCAAUAAAGUCACUCUGAGUGGUUUUAAUGAAUAAUAAAAUACAUAGAAACUUAAAA